CACAGCAAAGCGGAACCCCAAGAACAGAGGCCAGAGCGGACCAUGGUUCACGGCGGAGAGGAGGCGCUGAGGCGGCAGUACGCCAUCGGCGACGAGAUCGGGCGCGGCCGCUUCGGCACGGUGCGCCGCUGCCACUCCAACGCCACGGGGGAGGCGCUGGCCGUGAAGACCACGCCCAAGGCGCCGCUGCGGGACGCUCUCGACCUGGCCCUCGUGGAGCAGGAGCCCAAGCUGCACCUCCUCGCCUCCUCACCGCCCUGCAGCCCGCACGUGGUCGCGCUCCACGCCGCCUUCGACGACGCGGACGCCGUCCACCUCGUCGUCGACCUCUGCGCCGGCGGGGACCUCCUCUCCCUCCUCUCAGCCCGCGGCGGCCGCCUCCCCGAGCGCGAGGCCGCGCAGCUCGCCUCCGCGCUCGCCGCGUGCCACCGCCGCGGGGUCGCGCACCGCGACGUCAAGCCCGACAAUCUGCUCUUCGACGCCGCCACCGGCGCGCUCAAGCUCGCCGACUUCGGCUCCGCGGGGUGGUUCGGGGACGGGCGCCGGAUGACCGGGCUCGUCGGCACGCCGUACUACGUGGCGCCCGAGGUGGUGGCCGGCAGGGAGUACGGCAAGAAGGUGGACGUGUGGAGCGCCGGGGUGGUGCUCUACGUGAUGCUCUCCGGCACCGUGCCCUUCUACGGCGCCACCGCCCCGGAGAUCUUCGAGGCCGUGCUCCGCGGCAACCUCCGCUUCCCGCCGCGCGCCUUCGCCGGCGUCUCGCCCGAGGCCAAGGACCUGAUGCGCCGCAUGCUCUGCAAGGACGUCUCCCGCAGGCUCUCCGCCGAACAAGUCCUCAGGCAUCCGUGGUUCGCGAGCUGCGGUGGAAAUGCGGUGGCAGGCUGAAGAAAUCGAUCUACCAACAUGCUGGACGCGCUCCGUCCUAGUGUAGAUAGAAGAUGUUCGACGACUCGAUUUCUCCGGCAAAUCGGCGAUGGACAGAAGUAGCGGCGGUGCCGGAGUUGGAGUUAAGCCAGUAGAACUAGCGCUAGUUGCUUCCGUGAUCCUUCAGGGCGAGAGAUGGGUCUGUGGUGGAGCUGGAAUUGCAGAAGCUUUCACCCGAGUGGGCCUGAACCUGUUUGUUCAUCGUGUUUGUUGUGAACCAACCUCUGUAGUAGUCCUUGUAGUUCCAGAUACAGUCUUGUUCAGUUCUAGCUGAAGAACAAGAGAUGAUUAGUACCUAGUACUCCCUCCGUCCGAAAAUAUUUGUCAUUAAAAUGAAUAAA
Triticum aestivum (bread wheat) is the source of this 1265-nucleotide messenger RNA. RefSeq names its product phosphoenolpyruvate carboxylase kinase 2. The record is from RefSeq and is a predicted model, not a curated record. Lineage: Eukaryota; Viridiplantae; Streptophyta; Magnoliopsida; Poales; Poaceae. The transcript is spliced from 2 exons. Gene Ontology annotation, molecular function: ATP binding; protein kinase activity. Gene Ontology annotation, biological process: protein phosphorylation. Bases 43 to 885 code for a protein of 280 amino acids.